Ictalurus punctatus (channel catfish) is the source of this 2805-nucleotide messenger RNA. It is a transcript of the gene aldh5a1, whose product is annotated as aldehyde dehydrogenase 5 family, member A1 (succinate-semialdehyde dehydrogenase). Bases 395 to 1936 code for a protein of 513 amino acids. The transcript is spliced from 10 exons. Lineage: Eukaryota; Metazoa; Chordata; Actinopteri; Siluriformes; Ictaluridae. The record is from RefSeq and is a predicted model, not a curated record. Gene Ontology annotation, biological process: GABA catabolic process. Gene Ontology annotation, molecular function: succinate-semialdehyde dehydrogenase (NAD+) activity.
GAAAGAGGGAACAGAGUGUGUUCGACUUCAGUUGCAACAUGUAAAAUUCAGACCUCUGUUUAUAUGAGAAAUAUUACAUCUAACCUACUUCGUCGGCGAUAAAGAAAGCAAACACCGCGCGCGCGUCACUACAGGAAGCAGAAAGUGUCCGACUUGACGGCUCCGUUUUCAGCUCCUCCCCCGACUGCAAGCAGCAACUCUCGCCGAUCAUCCAGCCGCAGCCCAAGUGGAAUACAUCUAAUUUACCAGUAACACGUGACAUCAUGACGUUGGCAUGCGUCAGUUCGUGUGAGUGUGUGUAUGCGUGUGGAAUCAGUUUAAUAGGGCUGGACUCUAACAGCGAGUCCGUUGUAGAUCAGCGGCUUGCUCAUCGUUAUAUACUCUGAUUCGUGCAAUGGGUAGUUUUCAUCUCGCAAAUAGUCGAUGUUUUGUUCGCUACAUCUUUCCGGGCCUACCGAGCAUGCUGAGCCGCCAAUACAGCAUGAAUAUUUCCGGCGAGCUGCUGCGGAGCCAGGGCUUCAUCAAUGGCCGCUGGGUGUCUGCAUCCUCCACCUUCCCCGUGCUGGAUCCAGCCACUGGACAAGAGCUGGCUCAGGUCUCAGACUGUGGACCUCAGCAGGCUCAGGAAGCUGUUAGCGCCGCGUACAAAGCUUUUCACUCAUGGAAGACUCAGACUGCAAAGGAAAGGAGCCUUCUGCUACGGAAAUGGUUUGAUCUGGUCAAUCAGCACAAGGAGGAACUGGCCAAGCUUAUUACUGCAGAGUGUGGCAAGCCCAUGAAGGAGUCCCUAGCUGAGAUUGCGUACUCUGCAUCUUUUCUUGAGUGGUUCUCUGAGGAAGCCCGCCGUGUCUACGGGGACAUCGUGGCACCAACAGCCAAUGACCGCAAAAUACUGCUGCUCAAACAGCCAGUGGGCGUGGCCUCAAUAAUCACCCCAUGGAACUUCCCCAGUGCCAUGAUCACCAGAAAGGUGGGAGCAGCCAUGGCAGUCGGCUGUACUGUAGUGGUGAAGCCAGCUGAAGACACACCCCUUUCUGCUCUAGCACUUGCUGAGCUAGCAGUGCAGGCUGGAAUCCCUCCUGGUGUGUUUAAUGUGGUACCCUGCUCCAGAGAGAAGGCCCCUGGUGUGGGUGAAAUCCUCUGCACUGACCCUCUGGUGGCUAAAAUCUCAUUCACCGGCUCCACUGCCACCGGCAAGAUACUGCUGAAGCAUGCUGCAGAAACUGUCAAGAGAGUGUCGAUGGAGUUGGGUGGACACGCUCCCUUCAUCGUCUUUGACAGUGCAGAUGUGGACAAAGCUGUAGCCGGGGCAAUGGCCUCCAAAUUUAGAAACUCGGGCCAAACCUGCGUAUGCUCCAACCGCUUCCUGGUGCAGAGUGGGAUCCAUGAUGUGUUUGUGGAGAAGCUGGGGAAGGCCAUGGACGCAGAGCUGCGAACAGGCCAUGGGUUUGAUCCUACAACCACACAGGGGCCCCUUAUCAAUGUCCGUGCUGCUGAGAAGGUGGCGCAUCAGAUCACGGAUGCUGUCUCACUUGGGGCUGUAGUGAUGAAAGGUGGGAAGAGACUUGAGGGAUCUUUCAUGCAGCCCACACUGCUGUCCAACGUCACAGCUGAAAUGCUCUGUAUGCGAGAGGAGACUUUUGGUCCCCUGAUACCAGUUCUCAAAUUCAACACAGAAGAGGAGGCUCUUGCCAUUUCGAAUGCAUCUAAUGUUGGAUUAGCAGGCUACUUUUACUCUCAGGACCUGAGUCAGAUCUGGCGAGUGGCUGAGCAGUUGGAGGUGGGAAUGGUUGGGGUGAACGAGGCUCUUAUCUCCACAACAGAAGCCUCCUUCGGUGGGGUUAAGCAAUCAGGCCUUGGCAGAGAGGGCUCUAAAUAUGGCAUUGAUGAAUAUCUGGACGUGAAGUAUAUGUGUGUUGGUGGACUUAAAAUCUAAGUGUGGUUCUUGCUGAAUAAAAGGCAAUAAUGAAAACAUUAAUUGGAGCACUGUGAAUCAAACCAUUCAUUUUGCUCAGAAUGAAAUGAAUGGGGAUUACAGGGACUGAUGCAUUUGUCAAGUGAAAAGCACCUUUUUGAAAGAGGAAAAAAAGAUUAAACCAGUAAGUAGAUAUUACAAAUUUUCUUACAUGUUUAUGAUCAUUCUUUUAAUAUUAACUGUUGAUAUCCAGCAAAUAGGAAGACAAAUACUUUGUAGCGCAAGUAUACAUUGGUAUACAUCAUCAGUGGUACUUGUCUCACUUCGUCCACCUAAUAUUCAGCAAGUAAACUGCAUCGGGAUGUAGAAACUUGUUCUGAACCUAAAUGCAUAACUUGCACCUGCCUGUUUUGAACUGUCUUGUUGAUCUUGAAUCCAUGAUAAAUGUAUGAGUAAAUGGUGUUUCUGCAGUUCUAUGGCUAAUAGUAUUGUGAAUAAUUGUUGUAUUAAGGAUUUUAUUUUUGUGAAAAUGUUUAUACCUUUUUGAUUAAAAAAAAGUCUAAAAAGCGAUGAACUAAUAUAAUAUUCAAGCUCUGGGAAAUAUUGGAUUCAGUCAAAUAUACUUAAAGUGCCAUGGAUCUGUGAAUCAUUUAGCUAUUUUUGUUUUUAAUAUCUGAAUAAUUUCUUGUCCCUAAUUAAAUGUAAUUUGCUGUAUCAAUAUAUAUGCGUUUUCCAUAAACUGACAAAUGUUAUUUGAUUCUAAUGAGUCAAAAUCAUUUGUCACAAAAGUAAUGUUUUUAGGUAAAAAAAUAAAAAUAAAUAAAUAAAAAGCCAAUCAGACUACAAACAAAAGCAACACGUGCAAAUAAACCAGAUUUUAACAAUUCCAA